This is a messenger RNA of Plectropomus leopardus (leopard coralgrouper), 328 nucleotides long. The record is from RefSeq and is a predicted model, not a curated record. Lineage: Eukaryota; Metazoa; Chordata; Actinopteri; Perciformes; Serranidae.
UGUUCGGCGAAGUUUGAACAGCGUUCGGUCGGACGCCGCGCGGCCGAGAAACAGGAAGAGGAGGCGGCUCACGCUCGUCUGUGUGUGAUUGACAGGUACAUCAACCACUCGUGCUCCCCAAACUGCAUCACUGAGGUGGUCAGCGUGGAGAAGGAGAACAAGAUCAUCAUCAGCUCCUGCAGACGCAUCCAGAGAGGAGAAGAGCUGUCUUAUGACUACAAGUUUGACCUGGAGGACGAUCAACAUAAGAUCCCGUGUCACUGUGGAGCCGUCAACUGCCGCAAAUGGAUGAACUGAAAACACACACUCACACACACUCACACAGUGA